This is a messenger RNA of Vicia faba (fava bean), 624 nucleotides long. The record is from the annotation of a GenBank genome assembly. Lineage: Eukaryota; Viridiplantae; Streptophyta; Magnoliopsida; Fabales; Fabaceae.
AUGUCAACGGGAAGGAAAGGUCGAGGUCGCCAAAAGACGGAGAUGAAAAAGAUGAGUAACGAGAGUCACCUCCAAGUGACUUUUUCAAAGCGUCGUAGUGGACUCUUCAAGAAAGGUAGUGAGCUUUCCAUCCUUUGUGGUGCAGAUGUUGCUCUUGUUGUAUUUUCACCAAGUGGAAAAGUAUUUUCUUUUGGUCAUCCAAAUAUUUAUACGGUCAUAGAUCGAUAUCUUUAUGAGAUCCCACCCCAAAACAAUUACACAAUGCAAUUUAUUCAGGCUCACCGCAGUGCCAACGUGAGCGAUCUUAAUGCUCAACUAACUCAAAUCAACAACAAAUUGGAUGACGAGAAGAAGCUGGGUGAUGAGCUAUGUCGUAUCCACAAAGAGGUCGAGGCUCAGUUUUGGUGGGCUUGUCCAUUUGAUGGUAUGAAUAUGACUCAACUUGAAUUAUUAAAGAAAGCUUUGGAGCAGCUUAAGAUUCUUGUUGUUGAACAUGCUGACAAGGUUUUAAUUCAAGGUGAUCAUACUCAAACUCUUCCGGCUUUUGUUGGCAAUACUUCAUCUUCUAACAUCUAUCUCCAUCAUCAGCCAAAUCCUCAUCAAGCUCAAAUGUUUCAACCAUAA